This is a messenger RNA of Sorex araneus (European shrew), 387 nucleotides long. Its product is annotated as cAMP-regulated phosphoprotein 19. Gene Ontology annotation, cellular component: cytoplasm. Lineage: Eukaryota; Metazoa; Chordata; Mammalia; Eulipotyphla; Soricidae. Gene Ontology annotation, molecular function: protein phosphatase inhibitor activity. The record is from RefSeq and is a predicted model, not a curated record.
CCGCGUGUGGCCUGCGGAAGGGGCAGCAGCAUGUCCGCGGAGGCCUCGGAGGCGGCGUCCGCCGAGGAGCAGAAGGAAAUGGAAGAUAAAGUAACUAGUCCAGAGAAAGCUGAAGAAGCAAAAUUAAAAGCAAGAUACCCUCAUCUAGGACAAAAACCUGGAGGUUCAGAUUUCUUAAGGAAACGAUUACAGAAAGGGCAAAAAUAUUUUGAUUCUGGGGAUUAUAACAUGGCUAAGGCAAAAAUGAAGAACAAGCAACUUCCUGCUGACCCCGACAAGGCCGAGGUCACUGGUGACCACAUCCCCACCCCACAGGACCUUCCUCAGCGGAAACCGUCUCUCGUUGCUAGCAAGCUGAUUAAAAGAGCUGAACUGCAUGAACCUUAG